Microthlaspi erraticum is the source of this 684-nucleotide messenger RNA. NCBI's taxonomy places the organism in Eukaryota, Viridiplantae, Streptophyta, Magnoliopsida, Brassicales, Brassicaceae. The record is from the annotation of a GenBank genome assembly.
AUGGAGCCUCAAAACCGCCCAAUCGGAGAGUUUGAUUCACUAGACAUCUUCUUCACAAAACGCCAACCUAUAUGCCCUUUACCACCUACUGGAGAGUUCAAGAUAAGCUCUAAACUCAUUGCUUUGGUGGAGCAGCAUCAGUUUCGUGGCCUAGAGGAAGAGCAGCCCAUUGAUCAUAUUGAGAAGUUUGAAGAAAUCUGCGCUACAAGGAGAUGUAGUGGAGUUUCUGAGGAUUACUUGAAGUGUACUUUAUUCUCUUUCUCUUUGAUUGAGAAGGCAUACAAAUGGAUGAGAGCUCUUCCAGCAGGAUCAAUCACUACUUGGGAUGAGUACAAGAGAGCUUUCUUGAAGAAUUUCUACCCAAAAGAGAGAUUAAAAUGGAUGAGAAGAAGAAUCUCAGAAUUUCGACAUGAAGCACAUGAAUCAUUCUUUGAGGCUGUUUCACGGUUCAAGGAGUACAAGAGAGAGUGCCCUCACCAUGGUUUUACAGAGAUUGCUUUGCUAAACUUCUUCUAUCAAGGAGUUGAUGAGAAAUUCAAGAUGGCGCUCAACACCGCAAGUCAAGGGGACUUCAUGACUAAUACUAUUCUCAAGCCAACAUUCUCAUUGAUAACUUGGCAGCAAGCAGCAAAAGUUCAACCAAGACUAUGUGCAAGGCGUGGAGGAGAUCAAACCAAAAUCUGA